CCGGGCGGGGGCGGGGGCCGGACGGUCACGUCCCCUCUGCCCCCAGACCAGGAGCUGCGGAAUGUCAUUGACAAGCUGGCGCAGUUCGUGGCGCGGAACGGGCCCGAGUUCGAGAAGAUGACGAUGGAGAAGCAGAAGGAGAAUCCCAAGUUCUCGUUCCUCUUCGGGGGCGAGUUUUACGGCUACUACAAGUACAAACUGGCGCUGGAGCAGCAGCAGCUGCUCUGCAAACAGACUCAAGACAUAGAGGCCACUGCACAGAUCCCACCAUUGUCACAGCCCUCUGUUCCACCAGCUGCAACUAUCCCAGCUCCUCAGGGUGCUCCUUCUGUGGAAGAACUUAUCCAGCAGAGCCAAUGGAAUCUCCAGCAGCAGGAGCAGCAUCUACUUGCUAUGCGACAGGAACAAGUUACAUCAGCAGUAGCCCUUGCAGUUGAACAACAAAUGCAGAAAGUCCUGGAGGAAACCCAGCUAGACAUGAAUGAAUUUGAUAACUUGCUGCAGCCAAUAAUUGACACAUGUACAAAAGAUGCAAUCUCAGCUGGAAAAAACUGGAUGUUUAGUAAUGCAAAGUCUCCUCAGCACUGUGAACUGAUGGCUGGACAUCUACGAAAUCGCAUAACAGCUGAAGGGGCUCACUUUGAGCUUCGGUUACACUUAAUCUACCUAAUCAAUGAUGUAUUGCAUCACUGCCAGCGGAAGCAAGCACGAGAUCUUCUGGCUGCUUUACAGAAGGUGGUUGUACCUAUAUAUUGUACUAGCUUUUUAGCUGUGGAAGAGGAUAAGCAACAGAAAAUUGCCAGACUUCUUCAGCUGUGGGAGAAAAAUGGCUACUUUGAUGAAUCAAUUAUUCAGCAGUUACAGAGCCCAGCUCUUGGACUUGGCCAGUACCAGGCAACUUUGAUCACAGAAUAUGCAUCAGUGGUACAGCCUGUGCAGGUGGCCUUCCAGCAGCAGAUACAGAACCUAAAAACACAACAUGAAGAGUUUGUCAAUAGCUUAACACAACAGCCACAGCAGCCGCAACAACAAAUACAAAUACCACCACCUGAGAGUGAAGUAAAAUCAACACCCCCAGCUCCAGCUCCCACACCUGCUCCGGCUCCAACACCUGCUCCAGUCAGUCAAACAGAUGAUGGCAAAUCACAGCUUCCUCUAGCUGGUUCUUCAGAAUAUGAUACAACAGGGACUGGGGUGCAAGAUCCUGCAGCUUCUGGACCACGUGGCCCUGGGCCUCAUGAUCAGAUUCCUCCAAAUAAACCACCCUGGUUUGACCAGCCUCAUCCUGUUGCACCUUGGGGUCAACAACAGGGCCCACCACACUGUCCUCCAUGGAAUAACAACCACGAAGGAAUGUGGAAUGAACAAAGAGACUCAGGAUGGAAUAACCAGCGGGAGACCCCUUGGAAUAACCAGCCAGAUCCUUCUUGGAACAACCAGUUUGAAGCACCAUGGAAUAACCAGCAUGAGCAGCCUCCCUGGGGUGGGGGCCAAAGGGAACCUCCAUUUCGAAUGCAACGUCCACCCCACUUCAGAGGCCCAUUCCCUCCACAUCAGCAACAUCCCCAGUUCAAUCAGCCCCCACAUCCACAUAAUUUCAACCGCUUCCCACCUCGCUUCAUGCAGGACGACUUCCCACCGCGUCAUCCCUUUGAAAGGCCACCAUAUCCUCAUCGUUUUGACUAUCCCCAAGGGGACUUCCCUCAAGAAAUUGGACCUCCUCAUCAUCACCCUGGGCAUAGAUUGCCUCAUCCUGGAAUUGGUGAACAUCCUCCUUGGGGUGGGCCGCAGCACCCUGAUUUUGGACCUCCUCCACAUGGAUUUAACGGGCAGCCUCCUCACAUGCGGAGACAAGGACCCCCUCACGUGAACCAUGAUGAUCCUAGCCUGGUGCCAAAUGUCCCCUACUUUGAUCUUCCUGCUGGACUUAUGGCUCCGCUUGUGAAACUUGAAGAUCACGAAUAUAAACCUUUGGAUCCUAAAGAUAUACGUCUUCCACCUCCAAUGCCUCCAAGUGAGAGAUUGCUGGCUGCAGUUGAAGCAUUUUAUAGUCCUCCAUCUCAUGACAGGCCAAGAAACAGUGAAGGCUGGGAGCAGAAUGGGCUGUAUGAGUUCUUCAGAGCUAAAAUGAGAGCUAGACGGAGGAAAGGUCAGGAGAAGAGAAAUAGUGGGCCAUCUCGAUCUCGCAGUAGGUCUAAAAGCAGAGGUCGCUCUUCCUCACGAUCCAAUUCAAGAUCUUCAAAAUCAUCUGGCUCUUAUUCAAGAUCCCGAUCCCGAUCCUGUUCCCGAUCACGAUCCUAUUCACGAUCGCAGUCCAGAAGCAGGAGCAGGUCCCACUCUUCCCAUAGUCGGUCACGGUCACGGUCACGAUCAAGAUCUAAAUCUUACUCCCCGGGAAGGCGGCACCGGUCCCGAUCUCGCAGUCCUACUCCUCCCUCUGCUGCUGGUUUAGGCUCUAGCUCAGGACCUCCUAUACCUGAUUCAAGACUCGGAGAAGAAAAUAAGGGGCAUCAAAUGUUAGUGAAAAUGGGAUGGAGUGGAUCUGGAGGAUUGGGAGCCAAGGAACAAGGAAUUCAAGACCCAAUUAAAGGAGGGGAUAUCCGAGAUAAAUGGGAUCAGUAUAAAGGAGUAGGAGUUGCACUGGAUGACCCAUAUGAAAACUACCGCAGAAAUAAAAGUUACUCGUUUAUUGCACGCAUGAAGGCCAGAGAUGAAUGUUAAUUCUAUUUGAAGUGGAGGGGUGCUGCCUUGGGAGCAAGUCAGACUGAUGCUGAGCAGUGUAUCCUAAUGUCUAAAUGGGGAAUGAAGCACCUAAUUCCAAUACAGGUGACCUAUGAGCACUGUAUGAGCUUAUUAUUACCUACUACACAACUUAAAGCCCCUAUGCACCACCUGCUGCAGUCACAACUCUAUUCAGAAUGCAGUGUUAACUGUUUUAGCCAUUCAAGUGCUCUGAGAUGUUCAAGCUUUGUAAUGAAAGACAUUCUUUAAGCCUUUUUAUAUUUUUGUAUAUACCCUUGAAUAAAAGCUAAAACUAGUUCAGUAGACAAGACUCCAUUUUCCUAACCCCACAUUUCUAAAUAUGAAGCAUUCAUGAAAACCACCACCUUACCUACAAAAUACCCUUUUUUGUAACUGAAUUGUUUCCAGAGACCACCAGCUACAGUUGUUAGAUAUCCUUACACUGCACCUCCAAUGCAGAGGUCUGCCAGAUGGCAGCCUCUUCUAGAGCUGUUUUUACAGUUUAAAAACCCUCUUCAAAUUCAUCCACUCCAAUAUGGUAAUCGGCUUGUUUAGAUUUACUGUAGCUGUGAAACUGUAACUGUCUGUGAAUCAGCAAAAGACAUGUAUGUUACCAACUUGUGAAUUUUACUGUUUUGCCUUCAAAUAAACACUUUUAUAAAACCAU
Pelodiscus sinensis (Chinese soft-shelled turtle) is the source of this 3409-nucleotide messenger RNA. NCBI's taxonomy places the organism in Eukaryota, Metazoa, Chordata, Testudines, Trionychidae. The record is from RefSeq and is a predicted model, not a curated record.